This is a messenger RNA of Cladocopium goreaui, 2366 nucleotides long. The record is from the annotation of a GenBank genome assembly. Lineage: Eukaryota; Dinophyceae; Suessiales; Symbiodiniaceae.
AUGGAUCACAUUGAAUUCAAAGUCCCUGCUGGGUGCUACACAGAAGCUUCUGUGAAGGAACUGAGAGCCUUCCUCAGCUGCACGCAUCGGAAGAUCGGCGAAGGAUCUCUUCUGUGGCGCGUGAGGCUUCAGUUGGCCGACAUGAAAGAGGAAUUUCAACGAAAGAUGAGCGACUUUGACCGAAAGAAAGCCAUGGAUAUGCGAACGCUCAGCAAGGACUUUGAGAAGAAGGUGGAGAUUGAGGCAGCGAAGCUUCGAGCGAGAACCAAGGACCAGUUGGAUUCCACGACCAAGCGGACCAUCAUGGAAAAUGAACAAAUGGUGGGCCGACAGCUGGAGGUUGUGGCAGCAGGGGCAUCUCAGCAUUGCCGGGAGCGUUGGAUUGCUGGAAGUUUUCAUCGGCUGGGUGUUGGUGCACUGCACCCGGGCCGCUCCUGCAGUGUGGCCGUGGUGGCGGCAUUUCUGAUGCAAAAGGAGAAGAUCUCCCUGGGAAAGGCCCUUCUGUCCAUCAAGGAGAAGCGUCCUGAGAUCGACUGUAGGACCAACUUUUUGGACCAGCUUCGGUCUCUGGAGGAGGAGCUUCAAGUGGUACCUGUAUGUCCCAUGACCCUGGAGGCGGCCGGCGCGCUCAAGAACGAGCUGUCUGAGGUCAAUCCUAAGGUGAUUAUGGAGAUUUCCUUCGAUGGGCAAUCCGUAGGGCGGAUCGAGUUCGAACUCUUCUGUGGCUGGGCUGAAAGGUUGAAUGACUUGAAGUUUGAAGGCUCAAGUGCAUCGAUAGCGAUGUGGACCGGCCACGGGAGUCGUGCUCGCCAACCAUGCUGGCGUAAACUGCAUGCGGCCUUCCAUGCGGGCGGGAAAUGCAUGCGGCCUACCGUGCUGGCGGUAAAUGCACGAGGACUAUCGAGCAGAAAGGCAACCUGGAUGUGGACGUUCUCGUUAAUCCUGCUGUUCCGUGUGUUCUUCUUCUCUCGCGUUUUCGUUUGUCUCGGUCGCGGAGUGGUAGCGUGCAGUGUCGCUCUGCCGACCCAACGUUUGCCGAAGCGAUUUUGCGGGGGUGGCCCGCCACCAGAAGCGAAAGAGCUCGUAGCUGCAAUCUGCUUGUCGGUUCUGCAAGACGAAAAGCGCGUCACUGCAGUGCUGAACCAAUCUUGGGUGGACACCUGGCACGGCUGGGAAGAGUUAAAGGCGGAUGGGUCGGACACUGUUGCCAGGAACGUCGCAGAGCGUUUGCUGCAGAUCGCUGGCGUCAAUAUGCCCCGAAACAUGAUGACCAAUGCAUGUCGGUUGCAGGAAUUGACUGCUCGAAGCCAAGCGCACACAACCGAAGAUGAAGGAUCGAGGCACGAAGACCGAGGCCACAGACCGCCUAGCAUGGAGUUGCAACGAGUUCAUCAGGCCUUGGACGGAUUUUUCCGGUCACGCGGCACUGGCAUCAACGUGAACACGCAAGACGCUCGCGACAUCAUGGAAGCUUGGGAUGAUGCGGAGAGAUGCUCGGUGAAACUGCAUAUGCUAUUGCAGGCGAACACAACGUACAUGGAUGCGGGCAUGCAUGCUGCGCGACGCUUGCUUGGGGAAUGGCGCGCGCACUACGCAACAUACACCCAAGGUCCCGGGCAAAGAUUAGGCGAGUCGAUGAGCGGAAAGGGCGGGAAGAAAGAAGUGGAACCGGCCGCAGAGGCGGAGGCUAUGGAGGUGGAGGAAGCUGUGGCAAGCAAUCGGCAGAAACUAUCGGAAACGGAGGUUACCGACAAGGAUGCAAGCAGCACCGGGAAGAAAGCAGCGGCCAAGAGGCCGCUGGCUGAAGGCCUGGGUUUGCCUCGGAAAAGGUUACGCGGAAAACAGCCGGCGCCCGAACAAGGUCUAGCAAGGAACGAUGUCAAAGGAGAUGAUGCAUUGGAUCACGGCCUUGCACUCGAUGAGUAUAUUUUGCGGACAUGGCACGCUACACACGGAAACCCUGACCCACGAGCCCAGGGUGACAUGGUGUUAGAGGCGUUGGGAAAACAGUUUCGGAAGAAACCCACGUUGCCCCAUUGGAUGGCUAUAGCAACACGAGAUGCGGCUUUCGAUUUGCCGGAUUACAUUUGUUCUUUCGAAGGGUGUAAUUUUGAGUCGGAGCUAGCGGAAGCGUUUGAAGAACAUGUUUGUCAAGAGCAUCGCCGGGCACUGGAACCUUUGGCAUCCAAACCAGCAACCAAGGGCGAUCGCAUACAAUGGAAACAAUUGGCGGGGAAGUCGCAUUUUCUUGGCCUGUCUUUGGAAGAAACAAAACGAUGGCUGAGUUUAGACACGUAUUGGAGCACCUAUGCCAUGCAAUACGGGAGAACAGUCCGAGAACGCUUGCGCGCCGAGUUGCAAGAUUG